AAACAAGAAUAUGGAAACAGCCAAAGAAAUAAUUACAAAACUCAAACUAGAAAAUAAUGCCCCUGCUGGAAGAACAUGGUGCAGACCAACUGGAAUCAUCAGAUCCAGUGCAGCUCAGUAGUGGGACUUUCUUAUCAGCUGCCGUCAGAGCUCAAAGAAGAAAAAGAAGAAGCCAGCCCGUCAGCUACAACAGCAAACCCAAGGACCCGGACGCCUGAAGCAGCAGGGCAACACAUUUGCAAUGCAGUGUGGUGGAGUGGGCCUGAUGGCCGGUGCGGGACUGGGUCCGGCUGCGUUCAUCCCUGUUGCUGUUGUUGGUGGAGCUGCACUUGUAUAUGGUGCAUGUAAGGUUAUUGACAAGGCAGCAGAUGUUGCAUGUAAGGUUAUUGACGAGGCAGCAGAUGUUGUGGCAAAGGAAGUGGUGAACCUUACAAAUGAUGUGAUGGGACGUUGCUGCAAAAAUCUGUCAUCAGAAAGUGGGAAGUCGUUCCAACAGCAGCAGCAAGAUGGAGAUUUGGAUUCAUCUGAAGUGGAAAACAUGCUCUUUCUUGGACAAACUGGCACAUAUGCAUUUGUCAAACGUAAUCUUAGGGAAUUCUCCAAAGGUGAAGAUGGGGAUAAAGGCCUUGUUGAGGCAGAUCAUAUCCCACCACUGGAGUCUAUCAGGAGGGCAGCAGAGCAGCCCGGGUUUCAGAGUCUCCAUCGUGCCAAUCGAGGUCUUUACAACAUGGUGAUGAGCUUGAGAGCCGACCCACGUGGAGAAAACCUGUUCACCGUCCAGGUGGCCAGACAUCACCACAGGGAUGCCCUGUCCACUGGUGCGAGCAGGGCGUCUCGAGAAGCACGGCUCCUGCUGUCACGCAGUAUUGCCAGGGGAGACGCGCUGGUGAUGCUCAAACAGGCAUUUAUCAUCGCUCAUCCUUAUGCCUCCCAGCAAAUCAGAGACGAUGCAGCGCUUGGCAACAGAUCACACGAAAGGAGAGUUUUUAUUUCCAGGGACAGAACAAUGAGAAUCUACACCACAGCCUUCCACAGCCUGCUUGUAAAGUACAGGGAGCUGGACAUCAUCAACGACGCAGAAUUUAAACACCUCAUUGAAUAUGUGAACAAUUGUGGAUAUCUUGACAGACGUUCUCCUGAGUAUAUUGACAUACUUGACAUUGUCAAGCGCUAUGGUAAACCUCAAAACUAGAAUUUAUCCACUGGCCAAAGUAGGGGACAAGUAGUGAGGACAAAAUGCUUUUUUUUUCUUCCUGUUUAUUUUGCAAUAAGUUUGAUAACUGAUUUAGCCGCUUCCCAUGUUGUAGUGUACUUUAAAAAUCCCUGUUGUGCUGGCAACACAGUAAAGACACCUAUUUCAGUAUUGUUUCUGUACAUAUUGUUUCUUUUGGUUGCACACUUCAGGCUACUUGUCAAACUUAAGAAUUUCCACCAGGCAGAAACAGGAUCCCAGAGGACAGUUCCAUCGAGUGUGUUUUCACAUCAGGUUUUGGCAUGUCCAUGCUCAGAAAAGAAGUUCUGAGACAGACAUGUUGAUGACAUUUGGCAUUAAUUUUACUUGUAAGCGCCCUGCUGCCCCCCGCUGGACAUGUAUUUAUUUUGUUAUUGCUUGCAAUGUGAAUGCGUCACAGGCUAAAUAAAACUUUCUACUUCUC
Messenger RNA from Myripristis murdjan (pinecone soldierfish), 1655 nucleotides. RefSeq lists its product as uncharacterized. The transcript has 5 exons. Lineage: Eukaryota; Metazoa; Chordata; Actinopteri; Holocentriformes; Holocentridae. The record is from RefSeq and is a predicted model, not a curated record. The coding region runs from base 242 to 1192 and encodes 316 amino acids.